GGAAGGGGGCAAAAAGUUUUCAGACCUUCUUACUUCAUCAGAACAAAAAAGUCAAACACCAAGAUACCGGCCCCAUUUCCUCCCCUUUGCAUGUUACUCAUAACGCUACAGUAGGGUGGUGUACCUGCAACUGGGACAGCCAUGGAGAAGAGUGGGAACAUUCAGCUGGAGAUUCCUGACUUCAGUAACUCUGUCCUGAGCCACCUGAAUCAGUUGCGCAUGCAGGGUCGCCUGUGUGACAUCGUGGUCAACGUCCAGGGGCAGGCUUUCCGUGCUCACAAGGUGGUGCUGGCUGCCAGCUCGCCCUACUUCCGCGACCACAUGUCCUUGAACGAAAUGAGCACCGUUUCCAUUUCUGUCAUCAAGAACCCUUCUGUUUUCGAGCAGCUCCUUUCCUUUUGUUACACCGGGAGGAUAUGUCUGCAGCUGGCUGACAUCAUCAGUUACCUAACGGCCGCCAGUUUCUUGCAGAUGCAGCACAUCAUAGACAAAUGCACGCAGAUCCUCGAGGGAAUUCAUUUCAAAAUUAACGUGGCAGAGGUGGAAGCAGAAUUGAGCCAGACCAGGACAAAGCAUCAGGAGAGACCACCCGAAUCUCACCGGGUGACGCCAAAUCUAAACCGUUCUCUGAGCCCGCGUCACAACACCCCAAAGGGGAGUCGCCUGGGCCAGGUUAGCACGGUGCUGGACAUUCGGGAGCUCAGCCCACCUGAGGAGUCUACCAGCCCCCAGAUAAUUGAGCAGAGUUCAGAUGUGGAAAGCAGGGAGCCCAUACUACGGAUUAACAGAGCGGGACAGUGGUACGUGGAGACGGGAAUGGGAGAGCGCGGGGGACGGAACGACGACGACGUGCGGGUGCUGGGAGGAGUGCGCAUUAAAACAGAGAACCUGGAGGAGUGGCUCGGGGCAGAUCAUCAGCCGUCAGGAGAAGAUGGGAGCAGCGCCGAGGAGGUCACUGCGAUGGUGAUUGACACCACGGGCCACGGAUCGAUGGGCCAAGAGGCUUAUGCGUUAGGGUCCUCCGGGGCCAAAGUGGUCAGGCCAACCAGCAGUGAGAUUGACAGAUUUAGCCCUUCUGGCAGCAUGGUUGCUGUGACUGAGCGGUACAGAUCAAAAAGCGAGUCUCCCGGGCGGAUGGAUGAGCCCAAGCAGCCCAGUUCCCAGGGGGAGGAAUCGGCCAUGCUGGGAGUGAGCGGUUACGUGGAAUAUCUGCGGGAGCAGGAGGUUUCGGAGCGCUGGUUCCGCUACAACCCACGCCUCACGUGUAUUUACUGCGCCAAAUCCUUCAACCAGAAAGGCAGCCUGGACCGGCACAUGCGGCUCCACAUGGGCAUCACCCCUUUUGUCUGCCGCAUGUGUGGGAAGAAGUACACCCGCAAGGAUCAGCUGGAGUAUCACAUCCGCAAGCACACGGGCAACAAGCCUUUUCAUUGCCACGUCUGCGGCAAAAGCUUCCCUUUCCAGGCCAUCCUCAACCAGCACUUUCGCAAGAACCACCCCGGCUGUAUGCCUCUGGAGGGGCCUCACAGCAUCUCCCCCGAGACCACCGUCACGUCUCGGGGGCAGGCGGAGGAAGAGUCUCCUCCUCAGGAGGAGGCUGUCGCUGUGGGGGAGACGGCCCAGGGAUCUGUGUCCACCACUGGGCCAGAUUGAAACAGGGCUGCAGAGUCUGGGGGAGAAAGGACCGUCUUCCCAAUUUUUUGGCUCUAAAGAGUCAGCACCAACCUGGCAGGCUGGUACUGUAAUUAGUGCAAUGCCACCACUGGACAGACAGAAGCUCCCAAGAUGUUGCCAAAAUUGCAAAAUCUUUCUCUCUCUCUCUCUCUCUCUUUCUCUCAACCCGCCCCCCCCCAACACACACACACACACGUAGAGUGUUGAAAAGUUUUUCUCCCAUAUUCCUCCUCCUCUUGGAGAAAAACGGAAACAACUGUGUCAAUCAACUUCUUAUUCAGGGAUCGACAGGAUUUUAAAUUUUUUUAAUGUUCCGUAGUGAUCUGGGACAAGCAGUCAUUUGUAUUUCUCGACAGCGUUGUGGCCCAGCAGCUAGGUCCCACUGCUGCUCCUCACCAUAUCUGCUGGUCCAGCUCAAGGGGAAAGCAGGAGCAAAGUGCCGUUGCCUUCCUCCAUUCCCCAGGCAGUUGCCACGUUAAAAAAAAAGACUGUCCUGGUGGAACCUGCCUUGCCCGAGUGUAUUUAUCCCUGUCUUAUUUUUGGUGUGUCUCUUUUUACCUUUUUACUUCAACUAUUAUUUUAGGGCUUUUGGCUUGCCCAUCCCAGGCCUCAACGCCCCGUGUUCAAAGCUGGCUCGGCUGGAAAGCGGUGUUCUAGAGGUCAGCAAAAUUUGAAUUUCAGCUACUGGAAAGUGAAAUUUAGCAGCUGUGAGGUUUGCAUGAGACUCCGGUGCGUUGGGAGAAGGGUUGGAGGGGGUCUUUUGGAGGAGGUUGUCCUUUGCUGUUGCUGAUCUGGAGAGUUCAGAGCAUUCUGAUGUCCUGCCGUGCUUCAGGUGGUGCCGAGCAUUAGGAAGAGCUUUUCUGGACGGGCUGAAUUGCGGAGUUAGAGGCUGGCUACCAAAGUCCUCCUUCACCCCUACUCCCCCCUCGACACGCACUUGAUUUUCUCUUUUAUAACAGCAAUAUGGUAUACUGAAAUACUGUUGUCCCAGCCAAGCAAUCGUGGGUGGUUGCUUUUAAACGUCUUUCUACAAACUAGUUUGAUAACUUUUUUUAUCGAUGAAAUGCAAAAAGAACAGAAAACCCUACUUUUAUUUCCUCGUAACGGUUCAGGAAACUUAAAAGUGAAUGGUUCCUAGAGCAAUCACAACUCUGUUCCCUCGCAUGGACUUAAACUUUUUGUAUUCUAAGCAGCUCUGAUGUUUAGAGCAAGUUAAGCAAACCCGGAGAGACAUGCCUGCAUUGUGUAUUGUAGGUGUUUGCACGUGCUUACGUGUUUCAUAAACGGAAAAGCAUGGGACAGGUAGAUAAGUGCAAAUAUCUUGACAUCUUUUGAAGAAGUCUUUUAAAAAAAAAAUAUGCAAUACUUUAAGAGUUUUCUCUGGUUCUGAUGCCAAGUUGUUCAUGACGGAGGGGGGAGAAUGAACGACAGGUUGCGCAGAUUGGGUUUGGGAGAGGACGUUUGGUUGAAGGAGUUCACUUGAGGAUGUAUAACGUGUACAAUAAGGAAUGAUGAAGUUCUGAUCCUUAGGGUUAUGGGAGGAACAAUGAGACUCU
Molecule: messenger RNA, 3230 nt
Organism: Calidris pugnax (ruff)
Lineage: Eukaryota; Metazoa; Chordata; Aves; Charadriiformes; Scolopacidae
Gene: ZBTB37
Product: zinc finger and BTB domain containing 37
Exons: 4
Coding region: 142-1653 (503 amino acids)
Biological process (GO): regulation of transcription by RNA polymerase II
Molecular function (GO): protein binding; DNA-binding transcription factor activity, RNA polymerase II-specific; RNA polymerase II cis-regulatory region sequence-specific DNA binding
Source: RefSeq, a predicted model, not a curated record